This is a messenger RNA of Thelazia callipaeda (thelaziosis nematode), 303 nucleotides long. The record is from the annotation of a GenBank genome assembly. Lineage: Eukaryota; Metazoa; Nematoda; Chromadorea; Rhabditida; Thelaziidae.
AUGAAUCAAGGAAAUGGUAUUGACGAGCCAAUUCAAAAAAUAUUUUGUGAAGGUGAAGCGGCAAGUUUGGAGUGCCCUGCUGGGAAAUAUAUCGGCAUACGAUUAGCCAAUUAUGGACGCUUUACAUUGGCGUUAUGUAAUCCGAGCCAUCGUACUGACUUGAGCACUACCUGUCAAAAUGACCGAACUUUAGAAUUCUGUUGGUUACAAAGAAAUGUAAAGUUGAGUUUCUGCCAUUUGAUACUUGGUAAAUAUUCUGAACGGGUCAUGCGUGAACGAAAACAGACAUCUGAUCAAAUUUAG